AUGCGUCUCUCCAGCCUCUCGCUCUUCGUCCAGGCUCUGCUGUUGACUGCGGUCGCAGCCCAGAGUGGGAUUGUUUCCAAUGUCGUGUCGGAUCUCACAACUGAGUCCACUUCAUCCACCUCUGAUGCCCCGAAAACAACAUCGACCGCUGAAUCAACUUCCACAACCUCGGAAGAGACUUCUACAACGGACCCAACUACUUCCGCCGAGCCUACUAGCACCCCGACUUCUACCACCUCCACCGAGAGUACCACUAGCGCUGAUCCUACCACUUCGACCACUUCGACCACUGCUCCUACGGCUGAUCCUACCACCGAUUCUACCACCGCUCCUACUACCGCUGCUACCACCUCAGCAGAGCCCUCCUCCACAGCGGAGGCUACCGUCCCUUCAACCACUUCCACCGCUGAUUCCACCUCCACGUCGAGUACUGGAGGCGAUAGCACCACUUCUCAGAGCACCACUACCACCCAGACCCCGGUCGUGAAGACCAUCACCUCCUACGCGACCAGCGAUGGAUCCACCAUCGCCAAUGUAGUGACCACCACUUCCACCCCCGUUGCUUCUCCCUCUCUUAACGGCGACAAGAGCUCCGGCUCUAGCGGUGUGUCUGCUUCGGACAAGAAGAUCAUCAUCGGUGUCGUGGUGGGUGUCGGCGGUGCCAUCCUGAUCGGUGCCCUGGGCUUGGUCUUCUGGAGAAUCCACAAGAAGCGCAAUGAGCGCUACGGCGAUGAGGACGAUCUGAUGGGUGGCACCGCUGUGGGCUCCGGUCCCCGCGAAAAGGCCCCCAGCCCAGCCGGCAACACCCCCUUCAAGAACACACUAGACCAGUACCACAACCCUGGUCCCGUCAACGCGGCGUCUAACUUCUAG
Molecule: messenger RNA, 873 nt
Organism: Penicillium roqueforti
Lineage: Eukaryota; Fungi; Ascomycota; Eurotiomycetes; Eurotiales; Aspergillaceae
Gene: midA
Product: putative cell wall protein
Exons: 1
Coding region: 1-873 (290 amino acids)
Source: RefSeq, a predicted model, not a curated record